Messenger RNA from Octodon degus (degu), 1083 nucleotides. Its product is annotated as melanoma-associated antigen 4. Lineage: Eukaryota; Metazoa; Chordata; Mammalia; Rodentia; Octodontidae. The record is from RefSeq and is a predicted model, not a curated record. The coding region runs from base 1 to 1083 and encodes 360 amino acids. The transcript is spliced from 4 exons. Gene Ontology annotation, biological process: negative regulation of transcription by RNA polymerase II. Gene Ontology annotation, cellular component: nucleus.
AUGAUGUCCUUGGAUUCUGAGAUGGAGUCUCAGGGAGAUCUCAGCUCGCUGAGCAGUGGGUCACGAAACCAGCGAAGCCUCGCUUCAUCAGCAGAGGAACAAUGCCAGGACCCAUCAGCAGUCAAGGUCCCUGAGCCCCAGUCGCCAAGUUCCUGCCUGGGGUCACAUGCUACAGCUGUCAUGUCUGGAUCUCCAAAGCCUUGCCAGCUUGAGGAAGCCCCUGAAGACCAAAAUGCUGUAGAAGAGGUUUCUGCUGCUGGAAUGCUGGAUCCUCCUCAGUGUCCUGAGGGAAGCUCCUCACUCCUGUCCCCCAGGGUCAACAGCUCCUUGAAUCACUUCUUUGAGAUCUCCAGCAGUGAACAGUGGGACUAUUUAUUCCCCUCAGAGAGCGAGUCAGACACUGACUCCUUGGAUAGUGAUGGUGUGGAUGCCAGGCUGGCUGCAUUACUGCAGUUCCUGGCCUUGAAGUAUCUAAGGGAGGAGCCAACCACCAUGUUAGAAAUGGAGGCAGUAGUCACUGGAGAUUAUGAGGAGUAUUUCCCUGUGAUCUUUAAGGAGGCCUCUCAGUGUAUGGAGAUGGUCUUUGGCAUUGAGGUAAAGAAAUUGCGACCUUCUAGCCCCUUCUAUUUUCUGGUCCCUGUCCUGGGCCUCACAUAUGAUGGGAUGCGGAGCAAUAACAAGGGGUACCCCAGGAUCAUUUUUAUGAUACUUAUCCUGGGGAUCAUCCAAGCUCAUGAUGACCGUGUCAAGGAGGAGGUAGUCUGGAAAGUGCUGGCUGAGUUAGGGGUGUAUCCUGGAAAGGAACAUGUCAUCUAUGGAGAGCCCCGGGAAUUCCUCACCGAGGAUUUGGUGCAGGAACGGUACAUCACUUGCAUAGAGGUGCCCAACAGCAAUCCUCUUCAGUACGAGCUGUUGUGGGGUCCAAGGGCCUUAGAGGAAACCAGCAAGAUGGAUGUAGUACAGUUUUUGAUCAGGCUUAGAGCUACCAUCCUCAGAGCCUUUCCUAUAGGUGAGGAUUUGGAAGAUGAAGAUGAAGAAGAGAAAGACAAAGAGGAAGCGGAAGGGGCCUUAGAGGAGCGAUGA